UGCAAUAGGAGGAGGUGCUGCGCUCUGCUCCCCCGUCCCGGAGCUUUGGUUCCUCCCACCCAGGAGUCUGUGGGGGACGUUGGGUGAGCCCAUUCCUGGGACGCAGGGGGGUGGAACUGAGCUUGAUCCCUUAGGCGGUGGGUGGAGCCUGGGCCUGGGAGGGGAACUGGGUCCUGGAACACCCAGCCUCGAGGCGGGGGUCGGUGGGAGUUGGGUGCAGUGCACCUAUCUUCCCACCUCUUAGUGCGUCGGUUCCGUUCGGCCAGCUAUCCGUGAAGGUAGGUCUGUCUGCUGUCCACUAUGCCGCUGCCUGUUGCGCUGCAGACCCGCUUGGCCAAGAGAGGCAUCCUCAAACAUCUGGAGCCCGAGCCAGAGGAAGAGAUCAUUGCUGAGGACUAUGAUGAUGACCCUGUAGACUAUGAGGCCACCCGGUUGGAGGGCCUGCCACCGAGCUGGUACAAGGUGUUUGACCCUUCCUGCGGGCUCCCUUACUACUGGAAUGUGGACACAGACCUCGUGUCCUGGCUCUCCCCACAUGACCCCAACUCCGUCGUUACCAAAUCCGCCAAGAAGCUCAGGGCAAGUAAUGCGGAUGCUGAGGAGAAGGUGGAUCGGGGCCAUGAGAAGUCAGACCGGGGCCAUGAGAAGUCGGACCGGGGCCACGAGAAGUCGGACCGGGGCCAUGAGAAGUCGGACAGAGAACGGGAACGUGGUUAUGACAAAGUGGACAGAGAGAGAGAGCGGGACAGGGAUCGGGAUCGGGAUCGUGGGUAUGACAAAUCAGAGCGGGAAGAGAGCAAAGAACGGCGCCAUCAUCGCAGGGAGGAGCUGGCACCCUACCCCAAGAGCAAGAAGGCGGCAAGCCGGAAGGAUGAAGAGUUAGACCCCAUGGACCCCAGCUCGUACUCGGAUGCACCCCGGGGCACAUGGUCAACAGGACUCCCCAAGCGGAAUGAGGCCAAGACGGGUGCAGACACGACAGCGGCGGGGCCCCUCUUCCAGCAGCGCCCCUACCCAUCCCCGGGGGCUGUGCUCCGGGCCAAUGCCGAGGCCUCCCGAACCAAGCAACAGGACUGAACCUCCCCACAAUGCCACCCCACUGUCCCCCAGGGUUUUUAAUAAAAGCUUUUCGAUGGAUCGUG
Messenger RNA from Neogale vison (American mink), 1142 nucleotides. It is a transcript of the gene PQBP1, whose product is annotated as polyglutamine binding protein 1. The coding region runs from base 301 to 1077 and encodes 258 amino acids. Gene Ontology annotation, molecular function: protein binding; ribonucleoprotein complex binding. Gene Ontology annotation, biological process: alternative mRNA splicing, via spliceosome. The transcript is spliced from 7 exons. Gene Ontology annotation, cellular component: cytoplasm; nuclear body. The record is from RefSeq and is a predicted model, not a curated record. NCBI's taxonomy places the organism in Eukaryota, Metazoa, Chordata, Mammalia, Carnivora, Mustelidae.